Catharus ustulatus (Swainson's thrush) is the source of this 1278-nucleotide messenger RNA. RefSeq names its product cobalamin binding intrinsic factor-like. NCBI's taxonomy places the organism in Eukaryota, Metazoa, Chordata, Aves, Passeriformes, Turdidae. The transcript has 9 exons. Bases 1 to 1278 code for a protein of 425 amino acids. Gene Ontology annotation, biological process: cobalamin transport. The record is from RefSeq and is a predicted model, not a curated record. Gene Ontology annotation, molecular function: cobalamin binding.
AUGCUUGGCGUGGCUUUGGGCAUCGGGGUCCUGCUGGCCCUGGUGGGCUGCACGGCCACCGAGGGCUGUGUGGCCCCACAGGACAUGGUCUCCCAGCUGCUCCAGCGCUUGGAGGGAUCUGUAAACUUCGAGGAGGCAGCAAAUCCCAGCGUCCUGCUGGCCAUGAACCUGGCUGGAGGGGACAGCGACGGUCCCAUCCACAAGUGGCUGCUCCAGGAGAUCAAGGAGGAGGCGGUGAGGAGAGCCCAGAAAGACAUGACCUCGGGACAGGUGGCUCUGCACGUCCUCGCCCUCCUCUCCUCUUGCCAGGAUCCCCAGCGCGUCCAUGCCCUGGACCAGACGCUCGACCUGAUCCGUGUCCUGCAGCAGAAAACAGAUGAGGAGAUGGCCAAACUGGAGGCCGACGGGGUUCCCAAAACUACCCUGUACAGCGUGGGCCUGGACACCAUGGCCCUGUGCCUGGCUGAGGCGGGCGGCGCUCAAGGGCCAUCGGUGGCCCUGGCCAAGUGGGUGCUGAGCCCUGACAGCCACAUCUCCGUGGACACCCGGGCCAUGGUGGCACUGGCGCUGAGCUGCGUCUAUGACUACGUGGAGCUCCAGGACGUGCGGGAACUGCUCCGGGAGGCACUUCAGACAGUGAGCACCAGCUUCCUGGACGAGCAGGAGAAGAGGGAUGGCAUGAUCGGGAAUAUCUACAGCAUGGGGCUGGCCCUGCAGGCGCUGGAGGCCACAAGGAAGUUUUACGCCCCACGGAAGUGGGACUGUGCCCAGGCUUACUCCGUGGUGUACGCCCAUGAUUACCAGCAGCCCAUGGCCAUAGCCCAGGUGCUGCCAGCCCUGGUGGGCAGGUCCUACCUGGAUGCGGCUGGCCUGGACUGUGCUGCCAACAAGGAUAUGUCUCCAAGCCGACAGUUGUCCCUGUCCCCAAAGCUGGGGACACAUGGCGUUCCCAGAGCCUCCAUCCAGGUGCAUUACUCCAUCACCAACACACUCCAGGGAAAACACUUCCACUACUCCACCACGGUGACAGUCCCAAGUGGCUCCACUCUGCUCCAGGUGAUGAAGGUGGCAGCAGAGGAGAACCCCCAAACCUUUAGUUUCCAGACUGAGCAGACAUCCUGGGGUCCCUAUGUGACCUCCAUCCACGGGCUGGCUGGCAGCAUGGAUGACAGGACCUACUGGCAGUUCCUCAGUGCUGGGAACGCUCUCGAGGAAGGGGUUGGAACGUACAAACCACACGACGGGGAGCACAUCCAGGCCGUCUUCAGCACCUACUGA